AUGCAAUCAGAGCCCAUCGCCGUGACUCAACGUCCUGACCCUGGCUCGCCUCCUGCAGAACCCCGUCUACCCUCCCAGAAUGGCUUUCAACGCAGUGGCGGUCUGGAAUCCAGCUCUCUCCCGCCAGGAGAUGGUGUCGGAGAAGCCGGUGUGGUGGUGAAUGGCGGGCUGGGUCUCCUCCGUCGAGGGAGUCCAGAUCGGUCGACUGCAUCGUCACCGUCCGUCGAUCGGAUCAGCCAGUAUGAGAAUGCGUGGACGGGCUCGCCCCGGAAGCCCGGGGAGGUGGGAUUCAGAGUGGUUGCUUCGUCAGGCAGGCCUCGACUGACGCUCGAGGCCUUCCCCAAUGAGGUUCUGACGCAUAUCCUAUCUCACUUGCCUCCGGCAUCGCUUUCGUCUGUCACACUCGUUUGUCGCCGCUUCCACAAUCUGGUAACAACCCCUCAUGCGUGGAGAAGCGCGUUCUCGCGCUAUUUCCCGGGUCCGUAUACGGUUGAGAAUGGGAGCCAAGCGCCAGCAGCUAUUGAAGCGGGUGACGUCGUUUCCGAUAAGCGUGUCUUUGCAAGGUUGACUGCGUUAGCCUCCUGGCGAAGCGAAUACAUCCUGCGGACCCGUCUCCUACGGUCGCUGGCUCGCGGGAAACCGACCCAAUUCCAACCUACGAAGAAGCAUGGCACGGUUCGAUCGGCCAAUGUGCGCAAUGGCAGCGCUAUUGUUACUUACACCUCGAACCUUCUCUAUCCCGUGAGCCACUUGCAUGGGUCCUUUGCCACCAAGAAGGCGCCGCUCUUCAUCCAUGGUGCUGUCGAACAGGGCAUUGCUUCCGCCAGCGAUCCGUCAACGGUCAAGGUCGGUACGUGGGGGUUGUCUGAUCACCAGAUGUUCCGUCACUUCGCGGACCUGUUCCCUGGUGAUGCCGAGUACGGUCUGGGGGCCGGAGACAUCGUCGGCCAGCCCAACUGUAUGGACGUCAGCCAGCCGUUUGGUAUGAUCUACGGCGAAGGGUGUCCGCAAGGACGAAGCUACUUCAUCUUGUCAGCGGAACACCGAGGUCGGUUUCUGAGUGUCUCCGACACUUCUUCGCAGCCGGAACUAGGUAUCCCGGCCUUGAACAUGAUCACCCACUCGACCACCGCCGUUUGGAUCGCCAAGACUCCUCAGAUUUUGAAGAUGUCCGGUGGCAUGAUCGCCAUGUUAGCUGGCUCCUCGUCAGGCGUGCUCUCCGCCUACUCGCUUGGCCCACAUCCAGCCUAUGAAAGACGGUACGAGCGUGGCCAGGUCACGGCGCGAUGGGUUUUGAGUCCCGGUGUGCCUAUCAUUGGAAUCGCAGUGGACGACUCUUACUCCACCGCACGACAGGCACGUCGUCGUAUCUUCGCGGUUGUUCUCAACGCGUUGGGCGAGGUCUUCUACCUGACAGAUCUGCCGCAGCAGCCCCGGAACCUCCCAACGGGCCUGAGUGCAGAAAUUCUGGAUCAAAUGGCUUGGAAGACAGGACGUUCCGCUCGCUGGGAGCUUGUUGAACUCAGCAGGCGCAUCCCACGCCCCGACCCUUUCAAUCUUGAACCUGUGGACGGCAGCUAUAGCCCAAGGUCGUCGUCAGAUUCCAUGAAGCUCAGUGUCGAUCAAAUUGCGGCAGAGACCAAAGAUAUUGAACAAUACCUCAUGUUCAAACCCAAGCAUUUCCGAAAGGUCUGCGAGAGUUGGAACAUGAGAAGAGAUCUUCAGGUUGAUUUUGCCGGUGACGACGGCAAUGGAUCUGGCGAAUCGGUCACUGUCAUUACUCGCGGCACAGGUGAAGAUGAGAAGGCCUCCAUUCGGCGCUUUGCCAGGAAGUUGUCGCCUGUUGGUUCGGCACGUUCGUCUACGCCGGACGCAUUGCCCAGUAACGUAUCGAACUCCAUCUUCGGUGGCCCCGUCGGUGCACCAAGUAGUCUCCCAUCGUCGAGAGAUUCCAGUCACUUGGACGAGUUGUCCUCCUUGACCACAUAUUCGGAAUGGUAUAUCACUGAUUUUCAUUUUGGAGAUCGAAAGGGUGUACGCAUCACGACUACCGCUAUUGAUAUGUCCAUCUACUCCAUCUUAACGAUCGACGAGGAUCCUCUUCUAUCAAUGUCUGGGCGUUCUACCUCGUCAUCUGCCAUGUCCUCCCCAAUGCCUCACAUGAAACAAUCGUCCAGUUCGGACGUCCCCGGGCAGCGCGCGCGGUACCUCGCCGCGGGCACCGAUACUGGACAGGUGUUUGUGUGGGACUUGCGAGCCCCCUCGGCCCAGAACUCAGAAGUCAUCAACUCGGCCCCUCCACUCCGUGUCAUCCAAACCGACUCACCUCAAGUGUCCUGCGUCGCGCUGUCGUCUUUGUGUCUUGUCCAUGGGGGGAACGAUGGAUUGGUGCAAGCUUGGGAUCCGCUUGCCUCCAUCACAAGACCUAUCCGGACAAUGAAUUCCCGGUUCUCCUCGCGUGCUCGCCGUCGCUUGGUCCAAGCAGAAGCCUCCAUUCAGGGCGUAGGCAACAACUACUAUGCUGCAGGCGCGAUUAGUCUUGACCCUGACCCGACCGUGCUCCGCGGCAUGGUGUCUCUUGGCACACAUGUGCGCUACUGGUCGUACAGCUCUUCGGCGGCCGAUCAGUACAAGUCGAGCAAGCGUCGUUUCCGCCACUCACAGCGUGGGAGCAACUCUGACCCUGAAGGCCAACGAUUUAGCAACACGGGACGCGGUGCUCUACAGGACUUCAUUGAAGAUGAACGGAUCGAAAUGGAGCGGCAACGAGUGGCCGACGAAAAGGAACAGGCCCAUCUCAGCUCUCGUUUCGGGGUGGAUUUGCUAGGAGCGGACGCCACUGAGGAUCAGAUCCUGGCGUACGCGCGAUUACUCAGUGAAGAGACGUACACUAGCGACGUCCUGAAGCGUGGACAGAGCGUGGACUGCUCCGUGGCCAGCACCUCCCCAAGCGAUACAAUUGGACCGCAUGAUAGCCCGUUUGCGCCGGAAGCAUUCUCGUCCUCCUCAUCGCCCUAUCAGGAGACGGCCGAUCACCCGGACGAUGACGACGAUCUGGCAGAAGCCAUCCGCCUCAGUCUGCUGGAUGAGCAAUUGCCUCCUUUCGAGCCCUCGCCGUCGAUCCCCAUCAAGUAUGGCAAGGGUUACAAGGCUGCCGUCAGCCAGGACAGCAACGAUGGGGGGCAUGCGGAAAGCAGCAGGCAACAGGAGAUGGACGAUCUCGAGUUUGCGCUGCAGCUGAGUCUGGUCGAGGAACACAGCCGCAACCAAGCCGAGCAGACCGGCCACCAGGAAUUUCCCAUCUUGCUUUCCUCUGGCGACAACAAGGGCAAGGGGCGGGCAUUGUAG
Penicilliopsis zonata CBS 506.65 is the source of this 3348-nucleotide messenger RNA. RefSeq lists its product as hypothetical. Gene Ontology annotation, cellular component: cytosol; nucleus; proteasome regulatory particle, base subcomplex. Gene Ontology annotation, molecular function: polyubiquitin modification-dependent protein binding. Gene Ontology annotation, biological process: proteasome-mediated ubiquitin-dependent protein catabolic process. The record is from RefSeq and is a predicted model, not a curated record. The coding region runs from base 1 to 3348 and encodes 1115 amino acids. NCBI's taxonomy places the organism in Eukaryota, Fungi, Ascomycota, Eurotiomycetes, Eurotiales, Aspergillaceae. The transcript has 2 exons.